Molecule: messenger RNA, 790 nt
Organism: Carya illinoinensis
Lineage: Eukaryota; Viridiplantae; Streptophyta; Magnoliopsida; Fagales; Juglandaceae
Product: glutaredoxin-C9-like
Exons: 1
Coding region: 97-549 (150 amino acids)
Source: RefSeq, a predicted model, not a curated record
ACCUCCAUUGUCGACCUCCAUCUCCAUUACCAAGGUCCAAUACCACAAAUCUCUCUCUCUCUCUCUCUCUCUCUCUCUCUCUCUCUCUCUCUCGAUAUGCAGCAAGCAAUCCCUUACAAGUCAUGGCAGCUGCCACUCCACACUAACACCGGCCGCACCCAACAAUCCUUUACCCUACUCAACGACACCAAUCAGUCCGGCCUAGUCUCGCCUAAAUCCAUUCUAAAGGAAACGGAGGAUAUGCUCAGCAUGGUAUCGGAGAGUGCUGUCAUAGUCUUUGCCAGGCGUGGCUGCUGCAUGGGACAUGUCGUCAGGCGCUUGCUUUUGGGCCUCGGUGUGAACCCUGCCGUUUAUGAGGUUGAUGAGAAGGAUGAGGCUGCUGUUGUUAAGGAAUUGGAGUUGAUCCGCAACGGGAAAGAUGGGAAGGUGCAGUUUCCGUCUGUUUUUAUUGGUGGGAGUUUGUUCGGAGGAUUGGAUCGAGUUAUGGCUACUCAUAUUUCCGGAGACUUGAUUCCUAUAUUGAAAGAUGCCGGGGCCUUGUGGCUUUGAAUUAUUCAUUCCGUCUUGUAAAUCUAAUUAAGCAGUUUCAUUUUCAUUAUUUUUUACUCACAGAUUUUCAGUUUUUGGUUCGUUUCGUUUCCUCCUUCUGAAGAUCAUGUACUAACUGAAACGAAGUAUUUUUUUUUUUUUCCUUCUUUUCAGAAUGGGAACGUAAUGUUGUACUCUUUGUGAGCAAAAGAGAUGAAAAAUAAAAAAGAAUGGUAGAUUUAAAUCUUCUUCUUGUUUUCAA